AUGGCGGUGCAGAAGGCUGUUUGCGUCAUGGCCGGCGACUCCCCCGUCAAAGGCGUCAUUUUCUUCGAGCAGAAGGCGAGUGCCGGGCUUGAGGGAGCGGCUCCCCGUCCUUCGGGGUGUCCGGCGCUGUGAGGCUGCUCGCCCGCCUGGUCCCGCUCCAGGCUGCGCGCCGCCGCCGGGCUUUCCCUCGCGAGGCGGCUGGGUUGGGAGGCGGGAGGAGGCUGCUGCGCCCACUCAGGUAUUAGCUGCGCGCUGAAGGUCGCUGGCCGCCCUCCCCUCCGGAGUCAGGGCCGCUCCUGUCAGCCGGGCUCGCCGUCGGGGCUGCAGCCUUGGGCCGAGCGGUGGGAGCUAGAGCAGGCGCCGUGGCUCUGUGGCAUCAGGCCAGGCCUCUCGUGCGGCCUCUGCCUAGCGUGACCUGGCUCCGAUAGAGGCGGCCGGCAGAGCUCAGAUUAGAUAAAAGGUAGCUGGGCGAGUUCCAAUGAACUUUAGCCCGUUUACAAAACAGAAAGCGUAAGAGCUAACUCGUGGGCUUUUUAGGGGAUGGAAGUCGUGGGGAAGGCUUCUAGGGAAGGGGAAACGGUUCGUUCCAGUUCUGCAUAAAAUCUAAACCCGCAGGUAUUUUGAGGUGCAAUAACUCGCUUCCUCCGUCAGGACCGGUAGAAUGAGUAUCUCGGCUCUUUCAGGCUGCCACUUUCCCUUCCUCUUGGCGCCACCGUUGGGCAAACGUUGCCCAUAGCUGCUCUGGGGCACCUGUUUCUUUCCUUUCUCUUUAUUAUAUACAUAGCCAAAGAAAGGGAAAUGUGCUGCAAACCUGGUUCUGUCCUCCCUGCCCAAAAGAAAAGGGACAAUAUGCUGAGUCAUGGCUGCUGGAAAGCGUAACUUAAACCAACUUGCUCUUGAGGGAGAAAAAAGAAGAGUGAGAAUUGUGAACUCUAAUCUCCUGGGCAAACAGGUUUUGCAGCCUCUGCUGAAUUUACUUAGGUUUUUGUUCAUGUGAUGUACACGCAUAAGCUAGGGGAAAAUGUAACGCGUCGUUGAAAUAAUGUGAAUAGCAGGACAGAAGCAUAGCUAUGAAGUAUUUAAUAGUGAAUGAGGAUCUUUGUGCUAGAUCUUUGAAAGUUUGUGUAUAUGUAUUUUAUGUGUUGUAGGUUUUAAUAAAUGUAUAAAUAUCUUUUUAAAAGCUGCUAUAGAUGAUAGUAUGAAUGCAUUUAGAAAGAUCUGUUACUCUAGUUACCUUUAACUAUGAAGAAAGCAUGUCUGGUUCAAAGAGGUUUAAUAGACUGUAUUAGGUAAAGGUACCCCUGACAGUUAGGUCCAGUCGUGGACGACUCUGGGGUUGUGUGCUCAUCUCGCUCUAUAGGCCGAGGGAGCUGGCCUAUAUUACUGUAUUAGCAGGACUGUAAAUGUAAUAUACAGAGCAAUACAUUAUGGCAGGUGGGUAGCCAGUGUGGUGGCCCCGAUCAUCAUUCCUGAACAUUGGGCAGGCUGGGGAACAACAGGACAGUACCAUGUCAACUAUUGCUGCCUUAUUGACACCAUGACUAUUUCUAGUUUCAAAUAUAUUAAGUGAGAGAGCACAUGGGAAUUUGAUAGAAAAGAAUUAUUUAUAUAUUGUUGCAUUUGGCAGUAUAUUUCAGAACUAGUAUGGAAUUCAUUGAACCUUAACCUUUAGUGUCACGGUUUAGGCUCCAAAAGUUCUGAUGGUGCUUAACUAUUUGAGGGACUUUGCUGUAUCUUUGGAAAUACUUGCAUGCUUAUAGACAUUUCUAUGGAGACUUCACUGACACCAGUGCAGUGCAGUCCAUUGCAAGCAGGAUGAAAAUGAUUUCGAACAUUUGUGCUUUUUGAUCAUUUGAUCCUCAAGAUAGAUUACAACAUCUUACAAACUACAACACAGCCUUUAUUCCAAAUAACUAUAUCCCUGUAAAAUACUCUUUAAUUUUCAUGUAAUGUAUACUGGUGUAGUGAUUUUGUUGGAUUCCAUAUAAUAUUUUUUAUGUAGCGGUGUGGAAGUCUGGAAACUAUUUGUUACAGUUCAAGCUACAUCUUGUCAUCCUCAGCAGGUUUGCAUCCUAUGCAAUUUCUAAUUUAAUGUAGCAGUAUCCUGCUGUUGUGAACAAAUCAUCUCUGAAGUGAGUAAAUAACUACAGUCAACAUUAAUAGGCUGUGGGAUAAAUACUUGCCUAAGUGGAAUGUAAGCACAGACUUGCAUAUCAUUCAUAGCUAAGUUUGUGAAAUAUUUUGCCCAAGGCUAUUUAAUGUGCAUGCUUAUAUUGUUAAACAGCUAACCAGAAAAUUAAAAAACACACCAAUGUGCACCUUUGACAUGUUGUCUAGAUUUCAUUAUAUUACUACUAACAUAGGAGGCCCUGGUUGAAAUGGGGCAUAUCACUUUCUGCCUACCUUAAAUAAUACUGCUGUUGGACUAAACAGCUAUGCCAGAAGAUUCUACAGAUCAGCAGAGGGUUUUGUGGAUCCACUGUUUCACCGUCAGCCAACACCUGAAAUACAUUAGCAGCUUUUUCUGCCCCCUCCCUCUGGAAGAGUCUGGAACCUGAAUGGUCAUUGACUGCCGGGGAGCAAGAGACUCCAUCAUAUGCAUGACCUCAAGUUCUUUCUUAUAAUUGUGAAUUGCAGGGAAUAAAUAUAAUUAACUAUCAGCAGUAAUGAAAAGUCAGGUUUAACCAUUUUAUCAGGGAAAUGCUUCAUUUCUGAAUGCAUUUAUUAAAAUGAGAUUGUGUGAAUCCAAUAAGAUAAAAUGCUACUCAAAGCAGCAUUGUAACAAAUCUAGUUUAAUCAGAAACAAAAUGUUGAUUUGUAUCUUCAGUUUGAAGUUUAUAAUGCAUCCUAGGGAGUAGUUUACGAAAUGUACACUUACUAAGCAACUUGAAUUGCUGUUGGUUAUGAGCAUUGCUUUAUGAGCAGCUUUAAAUGUCAGGCAUCCCAUCGAGGUCACUAAAAAGCAUUUAACAUGUUGGCUCUCCAUAUAGCAGGUGUAAACCUUGCAUUCUUGGUUUUGGCAUAAGUGCAUGCAUCACACCCUUGUCUGUCACUGGAGAGACACUUAUCUGGACCAAGGUGUGCAUAAGAAGUUUCCAAACAAAUACACCUCUUUGAUACACCACCAAAAUCCAGUUGUGGGACUGUAGGCACGAUGAUAAUAAUAAUAAUAAUAAUAAUAAUAAUAAUAAUAAUAAUAAUAAAUAUUAAUAUUAAUAAUUUAUUAUUUAUACCCCCAUCCAUCUGGCUGCGUUUCCCCAGCCACUCUGGGCGACUUCCAACACAAUAUUAAAAUACAGUAAUGCAUCAAACAUUAAAAGCUUUCCUAAACAGGGCUGCCUUCAGAUGAAGACAGUAAGAUUUUCUAGGUUCGUGCUGAGUACUAUGCCAACAUUCUACUGUAGGAUCAUACUUAAGCAUGUAUUGCUUGAAGAAUCAGUUCUCUCCUCUGUACAAUGUCAUUUUCCUUGGAGAUGGAAGGACUUUAAAAUGGGUGGUUUGUCUGAAUCUUUCUAUUCAUACUAAUCUGUUUCAGGGUAACGGACCUGUAACUGUUUCAGGAAGUAUUAGUGGGUUAACUCCAGGAAAACAUGGGUUCCACGUCCAUGAAUUUGGAGACAACACAAACGGUAACAUUAUUGUUUUUGCUCUUACAACCUACAAAAUGUUUUCUAACAACAGAAACAUAUAUGGCCAAUAGUGUCUUAAGAAUGUAAAUAUUAGAUUGCUAAGCAAUAAAUAUACUUCCACUCUUGGGGAAGCAGUUUUGUAUUUAGCUUGUGAUGUGCAUGAUACUGGCCUAGGCAUUAAACACAGGAACUCUUCAAAUCUCUAAAGGGAGGGAGACAGGUUACCUUGACAAUCUUCUCCCUCACACUUUUAAUUUAAAUUGUGUUAGAUUAUGUUCAUAAGCAUCCUGAUAAAAUAUAUUGUUUAUAAAAGAUAAAGAAAAAGAGUUUAAGGCUAAGUCCUGAGAGCUAUCUUAUAUGGAUUUGCAUAAUGUGGGGAAAAUACUGACUUCGGGUAACUUCUUAUAGGAUGUACCAGUGCAGGCCCUCACUUCAAUCCUGAGGGGAAAAUGCAUGGUGGACCAGAAGAUGAAGAAAGGUUUAGUAUAAAACAAGUUUCCUAUUUGUGUAUGAUCUUGAAGUACCUUCUACCUUCUAAUAUAAUGGCUUGCUUCCCAUCAAGUAACAGUGCAUUGCAUUAUCUCCCAACACAGUGAAGAACCAGGAUAGGUUCCUGUGCUGCAGACAAAUGUAAAACUGUAGAUGGGACCUAAAAUUCUGUGUAUUUCACUUUUGGGGCAUCCCUUUUUUCUAUUUACUGUAAUACAUCUAGGAUAACUAUAGAAACAACUGGACUGGAAAUUAGUAGUAAGAAAACUGUCCCUUAUUUAUUCAAGCAAUAGUGUCUAAAAGGACUCCUAGCCGAGUAUGUACUAGCGCAGGAGAAAUUAAGGACUAAUGCUCAUUUUUCUUAAAUUUUUCUUAUUUGUUGCUCUCUUCAGUGGCACAGUCUGCCAGUUGUGUCUGGGUAUUACUGUUCUACCGCUGGUCCACACCUCUUUCGGUUUGUAGACACUGUGCAAGGCUUCCUUCUCCCAGUGGUGUCCUUUUUCUGUCACCUCCUAUUCAUUCCUCAGAUCCUACUUCAUAGCUCGUCCUUCCUGAUGCCUGUUUGGCUUUCAUAAUUGUGGGCACCCAGCUCACUUGGUUCCUCAGUUCAUUUCUGAAGGAUACUUCUGUCCAUAGACCUUAAGAAUAUAAGUCAAACUUGCCUUGUUAUGCAACUGCUCUGUUGGUCAAUCAUUUAGCGAACAUUCGGUGAUUUUUUGCUGCAACACAGUCAAUUAGAGUGGUCUGAUGGGGUGGAGGGCUUGAAGGCAACAGCUAAUUUUUAACCUCCUGAAUUGGUAAAAAGGCGAUGAAUAGAUGUGUCGAGUACUGCUUCUUAUUCAAAAGGGUUACUGACGUGUUCUCAAAUUAAAUAAUUUAAAAUAAAGCACAGAAAACAUUAAGGCGAAGAACCCUGUCCCCUGUGUUAAAUUUCUAAAUUUAGGGUGCUACGGUCUGUGUCACACUAGUUCGAAGACAGAAAGAUUUGUCCUGCAUAUAUUUUAUUCAGCAUUGCAUAAAAUAAAAAUGUUAAUACAGGCACUACUAGAACAAGCAAAAUACAGCCAUACAAUUAGAGGCAUCAAUAGUUGUGUACAUUUGAAUUACAAUUAAGUUUCAUUUUUUAAAAUGGCCAUUCUAAAUUACAUAUAGGACCCCACCUGAACUCUUCAGAAUUUCCUGGAAUUUUGUACGCUUCUAAAUCCCUCUCCUUGUGUUGCCAUUACAUAUGAAGCUAUUGGAAGCGCAUGGGUCGAAAAUUCCAGUAUUUAGACCAUGAUAAAAACUCAGCAAAACAAUGGCUUUAACAGGAAAAAUUAAACUGUCCAGUAUUAACAAUCACUUUAUAUAAUUUUUUUACUAGAGAUGGCUUAUUGUCAGGUAGGAAUGAUGUGGUUUUAGGCAUAACUGCAUGUUACACUGGUGGAAGUUUUUACAAUUAGGGUAGACAGCUUGAGCUGGCUAUAAUAUCAUCUUAACACUUGUCUAUAUAUUUCAAGUACCUGUUACUGAAGCUGGAAAGCACCAGCUUCGUAUGUUUCAGCAGUUGUGUGUCACAGUAGCACCUCAGUCAACUGCAUUUAGCAAUUAUUACAGGUCAUAUUCUGCUUAUAAAAUCAAAUCAACUAUUCCAGGCAUGUUGGUGAUCUUGGAAAUGUGACUGCAGAUGGUUCAGGUGUAGCAACAGUAUCAAUACAGGACCAUGUUAUUUCUCUCUCGGGGCCACAUUGCAUUAUCGGGCGUACUAUGGUGGUAAGUAUUUCUUUGAGCAACUUCCCUACAAAUUCUGGAAAAAUACAUCAAUAUAAUUUUUUUACCUGUGGAUGGUUUGCUUCAGUACUUUGACCUAGAGGUCUUGGCACAGAGUUGCUGCUUCUGAUUCUCCUUAGACAUGCUUGCUUACAUAAUGUAGGCGCGUUGGGCAUCACCAGCACCAGAAAUGGGCUAAAGCGUAUUGGAAGCCUGGAAUUCUUCUGAGCAUUACUGCACAUGAUCAGAGUCUUGCUAUAAAUUCUGAGGUGAAAAAAUAUCCCAGGUAUUUUAAGGAGCUCCUCACUUUGCUCCAAAGCUUCAUUCUCAGCCUAGCUUGAGAAGCAGUUCAUUAUAAUAUUGCAUGUACUUGGGCAGAGCUGCAGAUGUUUCUGCUGUAAAAUUAUCGCUUAAAAUAUUUUGCUAUACACUACUGAGUACAGGCUUUUGGUGAGGUGCUGGUUCUUUUCAACUGCAAGUGCAAAUUUGGAAGUGUUCUGUCAACCUAAUGGGGAAGCUAGCCAGAUCUGGUUGACUAUAUGUAGUGCGUAGAGUACCCAUAACAGUGGCAGCAAGCCUUGUGGGAAUACACAGCCACUACCCCUAAACAACUUAUUUCCUAACUUAGUUAUUUCUAUGAUGUUUGUAGAUUACUAAUUAUUUGAUGUAUAGUAUUUAUCCUGCCUUGGACCAUUUGCACCAUGUGGUUGAAACUUACUUUCCCUCAAAUUAUUUAUUAAUGUAAUGAUCUCCACCUUAUCUAUCCCUUUUUAGGUUCAUGAAAAAGUUGAUGAUCUGGGUAGAGGAGGAAAUGAAGAGAGCAAGAAAACUGGAAAUGCUGGUGCUCGUCUAGCUUGUGGUGUGAUUGGACUGGCCAAGGCUUAA
Molecule: messenger RNA, 6752 nt
Organism: Podarcis lilfordi (Lilford's wall lizard)
Lineage: Eukaryota; Metazoa; Chordata; Lepidosauria; Squamata; Lacertidae
Source: the annotation of a GenBank genome assembly